This is a messenger RNA of Dromaius novaehollandiae (emu), 3318 nucleotides long. RefSeq names its product elastin (gene ELN). Lineage: Eukaryota; Metazoa; Chordata; Aves; Casuariiformes; Dromaiidae. The transcript is spliced from 35 exons. The record is from RefSeq and is a predicted model, not a curated record. Bases 293 to 2521 code for a protein of 742 amino acids. Gene Ontology annotation, molecular function: extracellular matrix structural constituent.
AGCUCCUCCGCUUUUUUGGCAGAGAUGCACCAGAAUUGGAGAGAGCAGCAAGGGAGAGAAAUUAAAAAAAGGGAAAAAAAAUACAGCCCAAUAGCCUGGAGAGGCUUGUGUGUUUGCCCUUUCGUCAUGACGUAGUGUCCUGUGCCUCGCUCUCCCCCCUUCUCUCACUCGUUUUCCCCUCCCUCCUUCCAACCCCCACCCCCCCUUCCCCUCACAUCCUUGGAAGCAACAAUUAAGCAGCUCUGGGAUAAAACACACUGACUGCGAGAGCACGGGGGCAUUGCUUCAAGAGAUGGCAAGGCAGCCAGCUGCACCCCUCUUUCCCGGAGUCCUCCUCCUCUUCUCCAUCCUCCCAGCUUCUCAGCAAGGAGGGAUCCCUGGUGCUAUUCCUGGAGGGGGAGUUCCAGGAGGAGGCUUUUUCCCAGGUGCUGGGGUCGGCGGUUUGGGAGCAGGACUUGGUGCUGCAGGGAAACCUCUCAAACCAGGGGUCGGAGGCCUCGGGGGACUCGGCCCGCUUGGCCUGCAGCCAGGUGCUGCAGGCCUCUUCCCAGGAGGCGUCUUCCCUGGUGGUGUCUUCCCAGGUGCUCCAUCUGCAGCUGCUCUUAAGGCUGCUGCAAAAGCUGUGCCCCCAGGUGCUGGAAUUGGUGGCGUGGGUGGAGUCGGUGGUCCUGGUGACCUUGGGGUCUCCACAGGUGCAGUGGUGCCCCCGGGUGGGGUGCAGCCUGGGGCUGGUGCGGCAGGGAAACCCCCCAAAGUACCAGGUGCUGGGAUUCCUGGUGCGUUUCCAGGCGGUGUGCUCCCCGGAGCAGGUGUCCGCUUCCCUGGCAUAGGGGUGCUGCCUGGAGUACCAACUGGUGCUGGAGUCAAGCCAAAAGCCCCAGGAGUGGGAGGAGCCUUUGCAGGAAUCCCUGGACUGGGAGGCUUUGGAGGCCCGCAGCCCGGUGUCCCUCUGGGGUAUCCCAUCAAAGCUCCUAAGCUCCCAGGUGGCUAUGGAUUGCCCUACAGCACUGGUAAGCUGCCCUAUGGGCUUGGACCUGGCGGGAUAGGAGUGGGACUCGGAGCAGCAGGAAAGGCAGGAUUCCCCACAGGGACAGGAGUUGGAGCGCAGGCAGCAGCAGCGAAAGCAGCAGCUAAAUAUGGAGCUGGUGUCCUGCCUGGGGCUGGCAUUCCGGGAGUUGGCGGGGUAGUGCCUGGUGUCGGAGCUGUCCCAGGAGUUGGAGUUGGAGCGCCAGCAGCUGCAGCUGCAGCAGCAAAGGCGGCAGCGAAAGCGGGAGUGUAUGGUGCAGGGGUCCUGCCUGGGGUUGGCGGUGUCCCAGGCCUAGUGCCCGGCGUUGGUGGAGUCCCUGGCUUGGUGCCCGGCGUCGCAGGUGUCCCUGGGGUGGCAGGAGUUGGGGCGCCAGCAGCAGCAGCAGCAGCGGCAAAGGCAGCUAAGUUUGGAGCCGGUGUUGGUGUUCCUGGAGUGCCCGGUGUGCCUGGCGUGCCCGGCGUGCCCGGCGUGCCCGGUGUGCCUGUCGUGCCCGGUGUGCCUGUCGUGCCUGGCGUGCCUGGCGUGCCCGGCGUGCCCGGUGUGCCCGGUGUGGCUGGGGUCCCCGGUGUGGUGCCCGGUGUCGGUGCUGUCCCAGGAGCAGUAGGUGCUCCAGCAGCUGCCGCAGCUGCAGCGAAGGCUGCAGCGAAAGCCGCAGCAUUUGGAGCAGGGCGCCUGCCAGGAGUCGGCGUGCCUGGUGAGGUUGGUGCUCUGGUGCCUGGAGGAAUAGCAGGAGUCGGAGCCCCAGCUGCAGCAGCCGCUGCUGCCAAAGCAGCCGCCAAAGCAGCCAAGUAUGGAGUAGGUGGCCUGGCUCCCGGCGUGGGUGGCCUGGCUCCUGGUGUAGGUGGCCUGGCUCCUGGUGUGGGUGGCCUGGUCCCUGGCGUGGGUGGCCUGGCCCCUGGUGUUGGUGCCAUCCCAGGAGUCGGAGCUCCGGCAGCAGCGGCAAAAGCAGCAGCUAAGGCAGCCAAAUUUGGUGCUGGGGUCGGAGGGGUGCCAGGAGUGGUGCCUGGGGCGGCUGGAGUGCCAGGAGUGACUCCCGGAGUCGGUGCUGUGCCAGGUUUGGUGCCGGGUGUGGGAGUACCCGGUACUGGCAUUCUCCCUGGAGCAGGCAUCCCCCAGAUAGGGGUGCAGCCUGGUGCUAAGCCUGCCAAAUUCGGAGUUCCCGGGGUUGGAGUCCCAGGGGUCGGCGGCCUCCCAGGUGCUCUCGGAGUGGGUGGCCUUGGAGUUGGCGGCCUUGUACCUGGUGGGCUAGGGGCCGGGCUCUUGUUUCCUGGGGCUGCUGGCAAACCUCCCAAAGCAGGUUUCGGUGCUGCAGGGCUGCCAGGGGUUGGAGUUCCUGGUUUUGGUGUGUCACCGAUAUUUCCAGGUGGGGUCGCUGGCCAGCUGGGAUUCGCCGGAAAGCCCGCCAAGACCUUCGGUGGGGCCCUGGGAGCCCUGGGAUUCAGAGGCGGAGUCGGCUGCGCACAAGGGAAGUACUGCGGCAGGAAGCGGAAGUAGCCCCCCCGCCGGCGGACCGUUCACCUCAUGAACUUUGGUGCUACUGCAUGGUAUAGAAUGUAAAUCUAAGCAAAAGCAGAGAUCCCCCCCCGCCCCUGCGCCCCCCCCGGCCCCCUCCGGGGCCGCCCAGGCCCGCACACUCCCGGGAGCGACCCCCGGGCCUCCGGCAUCGCUCGGCACCGCUGAAGCUCCGCGGCAGCGCCAGGGGCCCGGCCGUCCCGGGAGCCCUCUCUCCCCCCGGCAGGAAGCGCGGAAUAAACUGCGGGGAGCAGCGUUCCCCAUUGGUGCUAUGGCUCCCUGCGGGGAGGGCCUGGGCGCCCCCGCGCCGGCGCCGGCGCUUCUCCAAGGAAGGGUGGCAAGAGCGAGGCCCCGAGGAUAAGAGCUCCCGGCCCCGGCGGAGCGGGAGGCGUGGGCGCGACCCGGCGCUCCCCCCCUCCUUCCCCCUCGCUCCGGCCGGGCUCGGCGCGCGGCCCGCGGCUCCCGGUGGCGGGCGAAGUGGGGUCUCGUCGCCGGAGGCCCGCUCUCCCGGAGAGCGCCCGAGGCGCCGCGGCCUUCGCGGGCCAGGCUUGGGCGGCGGCAGCCGGUCUCCGAGGCUGAGGGGCUCCGCGCCGCCACGCGCCCCCCACCGCGGCCCCCAGCGCUGCCCCUUGCUGGGUGCCGGGCGUCCCGGAGAGCCGCGGGCCGGGAAGGAUUCGCCUCUCCUCAUGUUACUCACUUUGAUAUAACUCGGAUGGGACACCUUAUAAAGAGGGAAAACUGCUUCCAAACAGACUAAUAAAGGACAAGUUUUUAAAGGA